Molecule: messenger RNA, 2550 nt
Organism: Orbilia oligospora ATCC 24927
Lineage: Eukaryota; Fungi; Ascomycota; Orbiliomycetes; Orbiliales; Orbiliaceae
Exons: 1
Coding region: 1-2550 (849 amino acids)
Biological process (GO): translational elongation
Molecular function (GO): GTPase activity; GTP binding; translation elongation factor activity
Source: RefSeq, a predicted model, not a curated record
AUGUCCAGCUUGUUCACAUUCAAUCACUCACCUUCUCCACCGUCUUCCCCAUGGAAUUCGGCUAUCUCAACCCCGGUUCCACCGAACUCGGCCGCCAAUACUCGAGUCGCAACUCCAACGCUGCUGCUUCCCGGUCCGAGCAAGGUGCACCCGAACAAGAGGGAAGGAGAUGGAAUACAAUCUCUCGCCAGUGAGCCUCAGGAAGGGUCGACGGAGUAUAAGCUGUCACUCCUCAACCCGAACCCGUUGCGACUUCAACACUUGACAACACAGCUCUUAUGGAGACUCCAGCAGAGUUGUCCCUCCCAUAAUACUGCCGGGUUAAUCGCUCCACCAGUUUCCGUGUUCGAAAAUGAAGACGGGAAGGAGACGGAGUAUCAAUCCGGAACCCGAGCGGUAGAUAAAGCGUACUAUGCCACCUUGCUACAAGACAGUCAAGGAUGUCUAUACGAAAUCGGGGUAGCAGAUAAUGGGAGACUACUAGGUCUUAUUGAAGAGGAGCUAGAGACAAGUUUGGACACUCUAAGGAAGAUGGCCGAUGCAUUGGGAUGCGUGGUUGAAGUGGUUCGAAAGGUCAAUGUCGCCAAUACGAUGACGGAGGAUGGGGAGGUGAUACCCUUAUUCGCUGCGGAGGCCCUAGUACGGCCAGGACAAUUCACAUCAGUUCCAGCAAUCGGAAGUGACCCUGCGGCAGACGCCCGUCACGCGAAUAACAUCCCACAGUUGCGAAUCACUUUGACCGGGCCAACAAACGUGGGCAAGUCUUCGCUGCUAGGGACACUGACCUCUAGUACCCUGGACAAUGGGCGUGGCAAGUCUAGACUUUCACUUCUGAAGCAUCGACACGAAGUCGCAACCGGCAACACCUCUAGCAUAGCGAGUGAAUUACUUGGAUUUACAGCAAGUGGUGAGAUGGUAAAUUACCACUCUGGUAACGUUGGCAGCUGGAUGGAUAUACAUGCCACCGUGGGGUCGAGCACAGCAGACCUCAAAGAGGGCCAAGAAAAUUUUGCUAGAACCGUGUUUCUACUCGACUCUGCUGGCUUAUUUAAGUACCGGCGCACAGCAAUACGGGGUCUCGUUGGGUGGGCGCCUCAUUACACUGCUAUUGUCAUGGCUAGCGACAUUGAGCUCCCAGACACUGCUACUGGGCCCGCGUUUGAGUACAUCAUGCUUUGCUUGAAACUCAAACUCCGAUUCUUCCUGUUGAUAACAAAGUUGGACCUUGCCAGUAAUGCAGGGUUGCGAAAACUAUGCAAGUUGGCUUUUGAGAUGAUUAGGGCAGCAGGAAAAGAGCCAAAAGUCGUUCAAGGCGGCGGUGUAGAGAUGAUCAAGUUCAUUUCCUUGAACAAGGAUGCCGUUCUUGAUGGCUCCGUUGUUCCAAUUCUGCUUGUUAGUUCCGUGACUGGCAAAGGAAUUGACACAUUGCAGGCACUGAUCGGACAUCUACCAAUACCCCCUCCUACAGAGCUAGUUAUUGGAGAUGACGAAGACCUUGCAGAAGCUCCAGGGCCUUCGAAGCCUCUAUUCCACGUUGAGGACGUAUUUGAGACUGUUUCAGCCCUGGUCGAAACCGUCCUCGGUGGGCAUGUCAAGUACGGACAAAUCAAGAUGGGAGACAAACUGUUGCUUGGGCCGUUCCCAUCUCUUUCCUACUCUCGACCAACAACCCCAGCCUCGAGCUUUGCAGAUCAUGGCAAGUAUCUCAGUCGGUCACCGAACAUGUCUCCUGGAAAGCACAGUCAUGAUCAUUUGGCCCCAGAAGAGAUCGGUGAAUGGAAGACAGUGAAAGUGGUUAGCAUUCGCAAGUGCCGCCUCCCUGUUGCUUCAUUAGUGGCUGGUGAAGUUGGAACCAUUGGAUUGUGCCAGUGGAGUGAAGUUCCAGCUCCAGAUGCACCAUCUCAUCCCGCAAUCGCUCGUUUGAUGUCAAGUGAGCGGCUCAGCCCACCUGGGCCAAAGAUUCACGCCCCACAACCGACAGUACCGCAUAGGGGCUCCCUCCAGAAAUCGGUUUCGUUUGCAAAUACUCUUGAUGUGCCACAGACUUUGCAUGUUGGUCUUUCAGGGGAUCGUAGGCUACGGAAAGGUAUGGUCCUGUUGCCAUGCGGUGCCGAAACAGGAAGUGGACCGCAACCGAAGAUUUCUACGGGUUUCAGCGCUGAGUUCGAGAUUUCAGAGGAGCGUGGUGGAGUUCCAUUAAGCAUUGGCGCUAACGCAAUCGUGUAUUUUGGGAGUGUGAGAACCUGUGCUCGAGUUUUGGACAGAGUGCUUGUUGCUGGCGAAGGUGGUGGCGGAUUGCAUGAUAAGUCUGCGGAGGAUUCAGGAGGGCUAUUCGGGUUUGAUGAGGAAGAGGAAGAAGGCCAUGAACUCACCGGAACAGUUGAUGCUGGCGCGGUUAGGUACUCCUUUAGUUUCACUGCCACAGUCGAGUGGAUUGAGGAAGGAACUAUUCUGUUGGUCACUGACAGUGGGCGGCAGGGCGGUGGAGUAGGUGACGUUGGAUUAGGGUUGGAUGCGGCAAUGUGUGGCAGGAUUGUGAGCGUGGACUAA